CUACAAAAUAAACAAAAGUUGUGAUAAUCGCUACGAGCCCAAUUUUAAACCAACGCAUGAAAAAGAUAACUUGAUUUAUAACAAACUUUUAAACGAUGUCUGUUUAUAUUAAGACCUGCACGGCGAAAUGUAGGGCUGUGGUAUAUUUCUAUUGAGUAAAGCGAAUGAAUUAGUAAAAGUCAAUACGACUGCUUUGCAAAAGCCAAUUGUGAUAUUUUAACAUUGCUAAUAAAUUUGAUUUAAUGUGAGGGCGUUUGCCUUAAUACAAAGUGUAAAUUGAGUUAAUUGACAAAUGGAUUCCAGCUCACAGAGCGUCAAACUGACAAAUAGAUAAAUGUUAAUUCAGAUUUCCACGUGAAUUAACCAGAAUACGAAUAAAUCUGGUGCACCGUCUCGUAUAGAAACCUGCGCCACAGAAAGUGAUCACGUGAUAUAUAAUUGUGUUAUGUAAUUGCUUAAAUACAUGAAAUGACAGUAAUAUCUUUCGAUCUAUACGGAUAAAGAACUCCUCUUACUACAUUGAUAAAUAAAUAUCUUAAAACGGAAUACUCAAGUAUUGCACUAGAUAAACCUAUUCUUAAGUUGUGAAAGUGUUUUCGUAAUCUUGAUUAGCAACAUUGAUAUACGCACCGGAAUAUUGCGGGAAGUUGCAGGAAAUAUGGACGAGUCUUUACGAGAAGCUUGUACAAAAGUGUUUGCAAUGGUGGACGUGAAGGAGCGGGGAAGUAUAUCACGUGAUGAGCUGUUGUUGGGACUGCGCUUGCUAAACUGUAAUCCAGUCGACAGCGAGAUAUCUCAACGUCUUCAUAACAGCGCCACAGAACUCAAUUUCGAAGGCUUUCUGCGGUUUGUUUCGGAGACCAUUCAUUUGACGUCUACUAAGGACCAAAAAAGUGAGAUUCGUCAGGCACUGGCGCUGUUUGAUACCUCAAACACGGGUACAAUAGACAAGAGAUUAUUCGUGUCCAUACUCGCUCACCUGGGGGAGAUGAGGGUGGACGAGAAAGAGGCGCUCACUUGGGCGAACACACUUGAUACACACGGGGAUGGGCAACUGAGAAUUGCAGAACUUGAAGAACUGUUUGUCAAUGACGAAGACGUUCAUACCACACUAAACGGCACUCAACAAUGGGAAAUAGUGUAGUGUCAAACAUAUUCUUAUUUGACAACACUAUAAUAUUGCUCUAAUAUUAAUUUGGACAUAUGAUCACUAUUCUGUCUUUAAUGAUCAGCCCUAGUUUCAAAACCUGCGAAGACUGGCGAAGAUCUUUGUGUGAAACAUUAAAUUCGUCAAUGUAUUAAUGAUUACUUCGCUUGUAAUGCUUACCAUGCCGAUAUGGCAUAAGUCAUUAUCUGACAAUUUUCUCAAGCCAAUCGAAAUUGUCAUAUUUAACAAGAAAAACGAAGUUUGUUUGACAUAAGUAAAUUGGUCUAAAUAGCCAACACUGAUAUUGAUUGUUUAUGUUUCAAGUUGGCGACGAUUGCUAUGUACAAUACACCUCGAUAGAUGUC
This is a messenger RNA of Dreissena polymorpha, 1512 nucleotides long. RefSeq names its product myosin regulatory light chain-like. NCBI's taxonomy places the organism in Eukaryota, Metazoa, Mollusca, Bivalvia, Myida, Dreissenidae. Gene Ontology annotation, molecular function: calcium ion binding. Gene Ontology annotation, cellular component: cytoplasm. The transcript has 5 exons. Bases 659 to 1144 code for a protein of 161 amino acids. The record is from RefSeq and is a predicted model, not a curated record.